AUGGAGCAUUGGCCCGGCUUGCGAUUACCUCAGUGUGGUAAAAUUGUCGGUGCAUUUGGUGCACUCUUUUCUUCAAGCAAAUAUAUCUUGCAGCACCAAGUAAUCAACGUACUUGGAUACAUCGAUCAACUCAUUGGCUCGCGCAGUGGAGGAAAUGUCUUCGUGGUGGCGACCCUACCCUAUGGCAUGGUGAAAGCCGUUGCUGAUGUCGAUGGCCAGAACAAGCGGGAUUCUUCAACCAUGGCAGCAAUGUCACGGGCUUCUCUCACAUGCACGAUUCAGGCACUGGUGGCAAUCCCUCCCUAA
Paracoccidioides lutzii Pb01 is the source of this 306-nucleotide messenger RNA. RefSeq lists its product as hypothetical. The transcript has 2 exons. Bases 1 to 306 code for a protein of 101 amino acids. The record is from RefSeq and is a predicted model, not a curated record. Gene Ontology annotation, molecular function: carbohydrate binding.